Molecule: messenger RNA, 1008 nt
Organism: Laccaria bicolor S238N-H82
Lineage: Eukaryota; Fungi; Basidiomycota; Agaricomycetes; Agaricales; Hydnangiaceae
Exons: 4
Coding region: 1-1008 (335 amino acids)
Source: RefSeq, a predicted model, not a curated record
AUGAAUAUGGAUCACUAUGACGAUGGAGGAGUGAUGGCUCUUGUUUGCCACCAUGAUGCCCCCCUCUUCCUCGCCACCAUCAACACUCCUGGUGAGCAGCAAAAGUAUGCUGUUUCCCUCAUAGAACAUCUGUUUUCCCUUCUGCCUCCAACAGCCACGGUGACCAUUCUCUAUGAUGUUGCAUGUGUUCUUGAUCGCAGCCUUAACUUCGUAAGUGCGCCACUACAUUCACACAUCUCUUCCUCACCACAAGCCAGUUUGACAUACUUCCCGAAAGCCUCACCAGUCGUGCUGACUUUGGCACCAGUCCCAUGCAUGCCUACGUUCAUCAGUGGUCAUGCCAACUCAUCUACAACCCACGUAUUUGAGAAGGACCUGGCCUUUCUGAUGGGGAGGGCAUGGAGCCGACGACAACACAUCUGGAUGCUUGAUCGUCAAUCCUGUUCCAUAGGAGCUGAGCUAUGGGAUGACCUCAGUGAUUGGAUCCGGCAGAGACUCAAGACCAUCGCAACUGAAGAAAAUGAGGUGCAGAAGAUUUUGAGCAAAUGCGGUGUACCAGUGAGUGAGUUACGGACUCAGUGGGGGUUACAGAAAGCAGCCCAGCUUCCUAUCCGUGCUCAUGCCCCUGCCUGUCUCAAGAAGGAACUGGAUGCCGUGCUUAAGCUCCAAACCACCAUUGACACCACCAAUGAUUGUUUGAAGGAGAAGGUCGAACAACCCUAUGCAUCAUUAAACAUUCAGGACUCGUUCCCUGAACUUGAGGAUAUUGACCUGGACUUCGUAAAACUCUUGGUGCUAGCACGCGAUCUCAAAAUAAACAUCCGCAAGCGGGCCAUUGGGAGUUUUUUUGAGUGGGAUCUGUUGGAUCAAGCCACUGGGGGACGUCAACAUGCUAUCGGCUCGUUUUGGUGUGUUGUAUCUAAUACACCGCGACAGGCACAAAGAUUCACCAAAACACGCAAAAUGCGAUUGCGAAACACAAGCCAGCUCUUCUCAGGGCUAUUCUAA